AUGACCUCAUCACCAAGAAGCCCCUCCAAGUCGCCCUCGUCCAGCCCCGACGACGACGGCGACAAGGUGGUCGAGACGCCUGACAUCACGCCGCCGACAACGCAGAGGCCUAGGAAAGUAAAGUCCCCGCCGUCGCAGCCUCGCCCGCCGCUCCCGCCUCGCCCUCGCAUCCGCCGCCCCAAGAAGGGCUCCCUCCGCGACAUCCUCCGCCAGCACGCCGGCACUGCGCUCUUUAUGCGCCCCAUCUGCUGGACAGAUCUACAUGCCAGCCUGCUCGGGGCGCGCUUCUGCGAGCUGCCCCCUUGCGACACGCCGCAGCCUUGCGACCUGCCGGGGCCCACGCCGUCGCAGGGCCAUAUCCAGCCGUCAGACACGAUCACCAGGCUGAGCGAGGCCCUGACAGAGAUCCUGACGCCCCUUGGGCCGGUAGCAAAGCCGACUUCCACAGCCGUCAAGGCCGUGCUGUCGACGCUGUGGCCAGCGGCGUUUGCAAAAUCGCAAACGACGCCGGAACUGAACCUGUACUAUGGCGAUAGGGUCUACUUCGACGCCGUUCGUGCCCAGGCGCUGUGGAACUUUCCCCCAAAUCCGCCCACCUUGUCAUCACAGAGCUCUACCGCGACGAUAAUAGCCCGCCCUUGCGAGUCUUAUGGCUCCCUGGCAUCAACUACCGCAGCUCACUCCACUGCAAACCUACCGAUGCUGUGUUAUAUUGGAAAGCAGCAGCUGGCGAUGAUACGCCAACACCUCUUUCGCGUUGGCACUGGGCCUGAUGCGAAGCCCAAUAUCCCUGUGAUGCGACUGCAGCGGCUUCGGGCGAAGCAACUUGUCCCCGCAGACUCUGAUGAAGAUGCGCAUUUCGUCGGCAUCUUCCUCGCCAUGGCCCAGCGCCAUUUCUACACAACGCCGGUUAAGAUUCCGCGAGAGGGGUAUUGGCCGCCGCGAGAGAGUCGUUGGUCGCCACGGGAGGGCAAGCCCACGAGGCCCAAUUUCCAGGAUGUCAAGCUGCGGAUCUUGACUCACGACAAUGACACUUGCGAGUUUCUGGUCUAUACGGGGUACGUAACGGCCAAGUUUCUCGACCGGUUCUACGACCCGUCCUGCGCUCCGUUGGACGAAGACGGCAACGUGGAAGGAAUGAAGAUUGAGUUUACGCGCGUGCCCAUCUGGCCCAUUCUGGGAUUGCGGGAACGACUUGGCAAGGCCCUGGGAGAGGACAUUGUGGGCCCGUUUGACCCGAGCAAGAUGGAGACGUGGGAGUUUGACGGCCCGAGGCCCGAGCCGAGAUCACAGGACUCGGAUGCCACAGUGGCUACCGUCGUAACUUCUAAGCGCAAGCGUGGCAGCUCUCCCUCCACAUCGGGCGAAAGCUCAGAGGAAGAGUCAGACGGAGACGAGUCCGCCUUGCCCGACAAGCGAAGAUGCUUGAGCGAAGAGAGCCGGGUUAGCGUUGUGGUAUAG
Molecule: messenger RNA, 1461 nt
Organism: Trichoderma citrinoviride
Lineage: Eukaryota; Fungi; Ascomycota; Sordariomycetes; Hypocreales; Hypocreaceae
Exons: 1
Coding region: 1-1461 (486 amino acids)
Source: RefSeq, a predicted model, not a curated record